AUGAACAAGCAGAAACUGAAGAAGUUCACCCGCAGGGCAGGAGGAGGUGGCAAAUGUGGAAGGACUGGAAGUCGUUGGGGAUUAGGAGGCCAGGAGAGCCGUGGAGGACCAUCUAUAGAACUGCGCCAAAGAAAAAAGCCAAAAUCUUCAGAAAAUAAAGAAUCUGCCAAAGAAGAGAAAAUUGAUGACACUCCAGUUCCUGAAAGAGCUCCAAAACAUGUAUUAUUUCAGCGCUUUGCAAAGAUUUUCAUUGGCUGUCUUGCAGCAGUUACUAGCGGUAUGAUGUAUGCUCUCUAUUUGUCAGCGUACCAUGAGCGGAAAUUCUGGUUUUCCAACAGGCAGGAGCUUGAACGAGAAAUCACAUUCCAGGGUGACAGUGCCAUUUAUUACUCUUAUUAUAAAGAUAUGUUAAAGGCACCUUCAUUUGAAAGAGGUGUUUAUGAACUGACACAUAAUAACAAAACUGUAUCUCUGAAGACUAUAAAUGCAGUGCAACAAAUGUCUCUAUAUCCAGAACUUAUAGCCAGUGUUUUAUAUCAAGCAACUGGUAGCAACGAGAUUAUUGAGCCAGUAUAUUUCUAUAUUGGUAUUGUUUUUGGAUUGCAAGGAAUAUAUGUUACUGCUUUAUUUGUUACAAGUUGGCUUAUGAGUGGAACCUGGCUAGCAGGAAUGCUUACUGUUGCAUGGUUCAUUAUUAACAGGAUGGAUACAACAAGAAUUGAAUACUCCAUUCCUUUAAGAGAAAACUGGGCACUACCAUAUUUUGCAUGCCAAAUUGCUGCACUUACCGGCUAUUUAAAAAGCAACUUAAAUACUUAUGGAGAGAGGUUUUGCUACUUAUUGAUGAGUGCUUCAACUUACAUGUUUAUGAUGAUGUGGGAGUACAGCCACUACCUCUUGUUUCUUCAAGCAAUAUCUCUGUUUUUGCUAGAUAAUUUUUCACUGGAGCAAAGUGAUAAGGUUCAUGAAGUUUAUAAAAUCUAUAUAUUUUCUCUGUUUCUGGGAUAUUUACUGCAGUUCGAGAAUUCAGCUUUAUUGGUGUCUCCUUUAUUAAGUUUAGUAGUAGCCUUAAUGCUUGUUAAGUGCCUUCAGCUAAAUGUGAAGAAAAGAACUUUCGUAGCUAAAAUAAUGAAAUUUAUUAAUUUUUAUUUGGUGUGUACUCUGACAGUGACAUUGAAUAUUAUAAUGAAGACAUUUGUCCCACACAAAGAAAAUGGGCACAUGCUGAAAUUCCUUGAAGUGAAACUUGGACUAAAUAUGACUAAGAAUUUCACAAUGAAUUGGCUCCUAUGUCAAGAAUCCCUACAGGCACCAUCUCAAGAAUUUUUUUUGCGAUUGACACAGUCUUCUUUACUACCUUUCUAUAUUUUAGUGUUAAUUAUUUGUUUUCUUUCUAUGAUGCAAGUUAUUUUUAGGAGAAUUAAUGGUGAGUCCCUAAAAGAAACUGUUACUCUUGAAGAUGGACGAAUUGGAGAAAGGCCAGAAAUAAUUUAUCAUGUGAUUCACACUAUUUUUUUUGGUUCUCUUGCAAUGAUUAUAGAAGGCUUGAAAUACCUCUGGACUCCUUAUGUGUGCAUGUUAGCAGCAUUUGGUGUUUGUUCUCCUGAACUUUGGACGACACUUUUCAAGUGGCUUCGAUUACGAACUGUACACCCAGUGUUGUUGGCUCUUAUUCUGAGUAUGGCUGUGCCCACUAUAAUAGGUCUCAGCUUAUGGAAGGAGUUUUUUCCAAGAUUAAUGACAGAAUUAACUGAACUACAAGAAUUCUAUGACCCAGAUACAGUGGAACUUAUGACCUGGAUAAAAAGGCAAGCUCCAGUUGCAGCUGUGUUUGCAGGGAGUCCACAGUUAAUGGGUGCGAUUAAAUUAUGCACUGGAUGGAUGGUGACAAGCUUGCCUCUUUACAAUGAUGAUGAUCUUCUGAAGAGAAACGAAAAUAUCUAUCAAAUCUAUUCAAAGCGAUCUGCUGAGGAUAUUUAUAAAAUACUGACAUCUUACAAAGCUAAUUACCUAAUUGUAGAGGAUGCUAUCUGCAAUGAGGUGGGAACCAUGAGAGGCUGUAGGGUUAAAGAUUUAUUAGACAUUGCAAAUGGCCAUGUGGUUUGUGAAGAGGGUGACAAGUUAACCUACUCAAAAUAUGGGCGAUUUUGUCAUGAGGUCAAAAUUAACUAUUCUCCAUAUGUGAAUUAUUUCACUAGAGUGUAUUGGAACAGGUCCUACUUUGUAUAUAAAAUCAACACUGUGAUAUCCUUUCAGUCUUGAAAAUAGUAGAGACUUAUUCCAUCUGAAGUAAAAUGUUGAUUUUCUUCUACCAAUGGGGGUCUUUUUGGAAAUCAGAAUCUGGACAUUUGAAGUGUUGCUGCUGCUCUUCCUCUCCUGCCGUUAACUGGACCCAGAGUUCUAUGGGGAACAGAAGAUUAAGCAUCACUGGCCUUUGGUAAAUGUUAUAGCUUACCACUCUGCAGUAUUCCAGCCAGGGAUUCUUCUUACUGUUACAUGGUCUUUCAAGAUUUCACCUUCCAAACUAUUAUAAAAAUUUCCUCAGAAAUCUUUAUUUUAUCAUAACAUUGAUCUUGAAUUUGAAUAUAUUCAAGGUCUGAGUAUAUUUCUCAAACAUAACGUUUAAUAUAUACUUAAUAUGAUAUAAUUAUAGAAUAGAAGAAGAAUUAUUCUUACAUUCAAUGCAGUUUCUAAAGGUAUUUUAUGCUUUAUAAUAGGACUGACAUAUUACAAUAAAUAGCUAACGUAAAUGUUAGCUGAAAAUAUGUGGCAUUUAAAUUAAAGUGGAAAUGGCAUAAAGGAAAGUGAUUUUUAAGGAUAUAUAUAAAGGUAUAUCCAGAUUUUCCAUGAUACUGUUCUCAUCUGCUGCUUAUAUAAGUGAGCACUUUCUUAGUAAUUUACAUAGUGCAUGAUAUUGCAUUUUAUUACUUUAUGACUUUUAAGUGGUUAGCUUUUGUCACUUAUGCUCAUAAACUUGAUAUGAAUUUAAUCAUCAAAAAUAGUAACUCUCUGUACCUACAUAUUUUUUAAAACAGACAUUUAUAAUAAUGUUGAUCAGGUUUUUAAAAAAUACAGAUAUGGGAUUUAUAACCUAUUCACAUGUUUUAUACUAAAAAAUAUUAGGUAAAAAAUUGUUAUCACAAUAAAAAUAUGUACACUAAAACGAGCUACAGUUUCUGGAGAUAUGUGCAGAUACUGUUAAAUAUACCUCUGUUUACAGAUAGGCGUAUUAUAAAACAAAAGUGCUAUUAUUUGUGAAACUGUGAGGCAGUCUUCAACAUUAAGAACCAAAUGACAAUUAUAAAAUUCACAGCACUUAGUUCCUCUAAGUUAAAUAUUUUCAUAUUUUAAUCACUUAUUAAAAGAAAAUCUAAAAUGACUUACUUGGCUAGGAUGGGGGAAUGCAUGUUUAUUUUUAUCUUGUAUAUCUGUUUAGUGACCAGGUUUUCAAAGUGCUGUAAAAAUCAGUUUCACUACUCUACAUUAAAAGGGAGCAUCUUUCCAUUAUCUUUAUUUUCUGUAAUAUAUUUUAAAAGUACACAGGCACAGUCAUUCUUAGACUAGCUCUAGGAUGCUUUGCUCUUUUGGGGCUUAAGGAUUGUUUGAUGGCUGUGCCAUAUCUGGUGCAUUAAUUUUAUUAGUUCUCAAGCUUUUAUGUAAUUUUUAACAAUUCUAUUAAGAUAGCUGUAGGCAGGGUAUUUCAGGUUCUCUGUACAUCUUAAUAAUGAGUCACUAAUAUUUAGCUUCAAGCCUUAUAAAAAUAUUUAUUUCCAUAGUUAACCUAAGUACGUAGAACAUGUAAAACAUUGUGAUUUAAAAGUCAGCUUGCAUAUUUUGAAAGGGAAAUAGAACAGCCUAUUUUCUAUGCAGCAUGAAAUAUUUAACUGAAUUUUUAUUGAUUUACAUUAUAAUCAAAUAUGCAGAAUUAGUUUGUUGUGUGUUUUUUGUUUUAUUUUUGUUUGUGGUAUAUUAGUAAGUUGCUUUUGCUUCUGUCAACUUAUUUCUUAAAUAAAACAGAUUUGGAGAAACUU
Messenger RNA from Myotis brandtii (Brandt's bat), 4031 nucleotides. It is a transcript of the gene DPY19L4, whose product is annotated as dpy-19-like 4 (C. elegans). Gene Ontology annotation, cellular component: nuclear inner membrane. Bases 1 to 2262 code for a protein of 753 amino acids. The transcript has 19 exons. Lineage: Eukaryota; Metazoa; Chordata; Mammalia; Chiroptera; Vespertilionidae. Gene Ontology annotation, molecular function: mannosyltransferase activity. The record is from RefSeq and is a predicted model, not a curated record.